Molecule: messenger RNA, 939 nt
Organism: Suillus discolor
Lineage: Eukaryota; Fungi; Basidiomycota; Agaricomycetes; Boletales; Suillaceae
Exons: 2
Coding region: 396-782 (128 amino acids)
Source: RefSeq, a predicted model, not a curated record
GUCACGGGGUAACCACGGAACAGGAUGCAGGGUAGUGUUUGCAGGCGCCAUGACAGAUACCUUCAUACGCUACCCCAGAAAGUUUCUGCCUCUAUCUGACUCUUGUUCUAUAGUGAUCCAUAUGGUUUUCAAAUUAAUAUCCGCAGCCCACGUCAAACAGCGGAAAUGACAUCGCACAAUACCACCGGAAUUCGUUGCAUGAAUGUGCUUUCAUGCUAUAGCAGAUCGGUCUGAUAGGCCAGGUAUGUUUACCGCUUUGAACGGACUGGCAUUGCAUGGCCUUGUGAUCAUCUGCGUUUCUGCGUUUGCCAAUUGCGGCUUGGCCUUCUGGCAUAAAGUAUAUAACUCCAAGAAUAAAGUCUUCUCAUUAACUAGUGAUUGAUUCUCUUCUCAUCAUGUCGCUAGAUCAUUCUCUACCAGUGCAAGGCCACCUGUUUGAUAUUCCCACUGACUUUCACAAUGAUCCCACUGUGCACGCAAGCCCUGACCACACCAUCUGUCUGUGGGACGUCGGCGGGGGCAUACCAUGCGGCGUGUGCAUCAACGUCUUGGAUCUUUCAAAACACGUACGCAUGCAUGGAGUGAAAGGGCCUGGGGAUUUGGAGAUACAGUGUACAUGGGAUGGCUGCGCAAGAUCCCCCAUGAAACGGGAGAGCAUCGUUCGGCACAUCGAGGAAGUGCAUGUACAAGUCAAAUACCGAUGCAGCCAGUGUUGGGCUUCUUUCUCUCGUAAACAUACGCUUAGAUCCCAUAUCUUCAAGGCUCAUUCGCACGUAUCUUAGUACAUUUUCCUGGUUCUUUGCACAUUCAUUUCUGUAAAUAUCUCCUACACCUUAGUUGUUGUAAAACCCUCGCUCAGGAUAUUCUACCAUUCCUAGUAAUCCGUAAUAUAUUCUAUUUGGAUUCGUAGAUUCGUACCCAUCUACUUGAAUAGCAUCC